ACGAGAACUCAUCGAGAGAUGCCGCACUUGCAGAACAUCGAGCGGGAUUUUCCCCUUAACUGGACCUUGAAUCCCAUUCGGAUCUCGAGUAGUCUCGCCGUAAAUACUCUUUCUCUAUAUCGAAAGAUUUCGCACAACAUGUGGCGCUGUUGCACCCAAUUUUGCCACAGUCCCAAGUUCCAGCGAUAUGUUAGGUGAGCUUGGCUACAAUGAUAUAUGUGCAUAUAGAACAAGGGUCUCUACCUAAAUC
Molecule: messenger RNA, 250 nt
Organism: Drosophila santomea
Lineage: Eukaryota; Metazoa; Arthropoda; Insecta; Diptera; Drosophilidae
Exons: 1
Coding region: 19-198 (59 amino acids)
Source: RefSeq, a predicted model, not a curated record